GCAUGUGGCUUGUUUGGCGCAUUGGGUAGUGCGAGCUUUGACCUGCAGAUGGAAGUAUCAGUAUAGGUUGCCGGAUAUUAUUCUCGUUCUUUUAAAUGACCUAGGGGAAAUUUUCUAAAACCCGUACAAAUACAGUAUUAACUCAAUAUUCUCAUGUCGCUAUUUGUUGAAUUAUCAAUUUCAAAAAGACAUUACUUUUUAUUUAUAAUCAUGUUUUCGUAUCUGUCAUCUGUGACCCACCUCCCCCUUGCUUUUCAUAACAUGGCUGCCGUAUUGUUGUAAACAUAGUUUGUGGAUUGCUUAAAUGGCAUUUAUAUAAUAAGACUAUCCGUAAUGUGUUUCGGUUUUGGUGUUUUGUGAUUUUGCUAUCGGAAAGCCUUUUCAGACCGCAUGGUUUUCAAUUCAAAUGUCAGCUGUUACACAUCCUGUGUCAGGUGCUGAUCCCACAAAGGGCAUCCCAAAACGGAGGGCUGUUAGCAUAGGGUCAGAUGAAGACGACCCGAGUGGUAGCAAGUAUCCAAGAAUGGAAGACGAUAGUAUUCAGGACAAAGAACGUUUUGCAAGGGAGAAUCAUUGCGAAAUCGAACGGCGGAGACGGAAUAAGAUGACGGCGUAUAUUACAGAGUUGUCGGAUAUGGUACCAACAUGCAGCGCGUUGGCCAGAAAACCGGACAAGUUGACCAUUUUGCGAAUGGCCGUAGCCCACAUGAAAAAUCUCAGAGAGGAGGAAUUAUCCUGCGGGAAGAUACCCACGGAUGAAACAGUCAGUGUUGGAAAAUCCUACCUGCGCGCAAACGGCACCGGGAACACCAGCGCCGACGGAACAUAUAAACCGUCAUUUCUCACCGACCAAGAACUCAAACACCUGAUACUGGAAGCAGCGGAUGGAUUCUUAUUCGUUGUCAGCUGCGAUACGGGUCGAGUUAUAUACGUUUCGGAUUCCGUGGCACCAGUUCUAAACUAUUCUCAGACCGAUUGGUACGGCUCGUGUAUCUACGACAAUAUUCACCCGGAAGACGUCGAAAAGGUUAGGGAACAAUUGUCGACGCAGGAACCGCAAAAUACGGGUCGAAUACUGGAUUUGAAGAGCGGCACGGUCAAAAAAGAGGGACAUCAAUCGUCGAUGAGGUUGUGCAUGGGGACGCGGCGAGGUUUUAUAUGUCGCAUGAAAAUAGGAAAUAUGUCGCCCGAAAGCAUGGCCGUGGGGCAUUUAAAUCGCCUUAAACAAAGAAAUAGCUUAGGACCAGGACGCGAUGGUCAAAACUAUGCCGUCGUUCAUUGUACCGGUUAUAUUAAAAACUGGCCCCCGACAGAUAUGUUCGCAGGGGUUCAAAUAGACAGACAAACGGAAGACGAUAUGCACGCGUCCCAUUGUAGUUUGGUGGCCAUAGGGCGACUGCAAGUGACAUCGACGCCAAAUACGAGCGACAUGUCCGGCUCGACCAGCAACGCCGAAUUCAUAUCGAGGCAUUCGACGGAGGGUGGCAAAUUUACCUUCGUCGACCAGAGGGUGAUGGGAUUACUCGGUUAUUCGCCGCCCGAACUGUUGGGCAAAAGCUGUUUCGAUUUCUUCCAUCCCGAAGAUCAGACACAUAUGAAGGACAGUUUCGAACAAGUUUUGAAGCUCAAGGGACAAGUGUUGUCGGUGAUGUAUCGAUUCAGGGCCAAAAACCGAGAGUGGGUGUGGCUGCGAACGAGCGCGUUUUCCUUUUUAAAUCCUUAUACAGACGACGUCGAAUACAUAGUCUGCACCAACACGACGGCGAAAUCGUUGCAUUCGAGUGGCGAGAGCGGCACCGAAACGACGAGCGAACAAGUCGGCUACCAACAGCCGGGACUGGAUUACAGGCGCGACGCCGGUCUCUACACCCACAUGUUACCGUCACAGCACAUACAAAACGAGUACCUUCCCAUGUCGACCGAUCGGACAGAAGAUGGACGAUUCCCGCGUUUACUAGCGGAUCCCCAACAAGCGGCCGCUCAACGUCCCGCUAGCGGCCAAAACGUUUACACCAACUACGAAACGACGCAAUCCCCGAUCGGCUACGGCUCGCCAUCGCAAACCCCAGCUACUACGGGAAACGCGGGCGUUUUGGCACGUCUCAACAAAGGUGGUGGAAGUACGACUAGUCCGACACCGGCGGCCGCGCCGUGGAGUCUAAGACAGGCUCAACCGGCGCCCGACGGAUAUCAGUACAAUCAGCCGAGCCCGAGAUCGCCGGGACCCACUUACACUCAGCUAAGCGGAGGUUCGCGAUCCGCAUCGGGCGGACCUCCCCCGACGGCAUCCUACCAAUGGACCAGUUGGCAAGGAGCGGCUCAAACGUCUGAGGCCGGACCAGGAUCGAGCGGUUCGGGACCUCCCACUCAGCCGCAACACGAGUUAUCGGACAUGUUACAAAUGUUGGAUGGAGGCGGGGCCGCCACGUUCGGGGAUUUGAACAUGUUCGAUCCCACUUUUGAAUAACUUAUAAAUAAACCUAUAUAUAUAUAUAUAUAUAUAUUUUUGUAUAAAACCCAGUGUAAUAUAAACACGAUUCGCUUGCGAGGACACGUAUGGUGUUAGUUUAUUUAAGUGUUUGCCGAGACUCGCACGGAUAAGUUUGAAACGGGACAUUUUUUUCCAAAAGUGACUGUAAGUGUUGUGGCGUCCAGAAUGUAUAAUAUCUUAUACUCACAUUAAUUGUCAAGUAGUAACUAUAUCCAUUUAUUUAUAAGAAAUUGUUAAGAUGUAUAAAAUUGUAAGGCGCGGUUUCGUUCCAAGUUUUGAACGUGUUCGAAAUGUUUUUGUACAUGAACGCCUCGGGAUUUGCAAUGCGAUGCAAAUACUCAUUAAUAUAUCUUGUAAGAUAACAGUAAUGUUCUUCUCCCUUUUUUUUAUGAAUCACCUUGGUUUCCACAAGUUGUACGCGAUCGAUAUUUUUGUAAUUUCCUCGAUUUUUCGUUUCGUUGGGCAAUUAUAAGUUUUUGAACAUCAAAACUACAACUUAAAGUCAAUAAA
This is a messenger RNA of Cylas formicarius (sweet potato weevil), 3001 nucleotides long. RefSeq names its product aryl hydrocarbon receptor nuclear translocator homolog (gene tgo). The record is from RefSeq and is a predicted model, not a curated record. The coding region runs from base 407 to 2467 and encodes 686 amino acids. Gene Ontology annotation, biological process: regulation of transcription by RNA polymerase II. Lineage: Eukaryota; Metazoa; Arthropoda; Insecta; Coleoptera; Brentidae. Gene Ontology annotation, cellular component: cytoplasm; aryl hydrocarbon receptor complex; transcription regulator complex. The transcript is spliced from 9 exons. Gene Ontology annotation, molecular function: DNA-binding transcription factor activity, RNA polymerase II-specific; protein dimerization activity; RNA polymerase II cis-regulatory region sequence-specific DNA binding.